Molecule: messenger RNA, 378 nt
Organism: Vicia villosa (hairy vetch)
Lineage: Eukaryota; Viridiplantae; Streptophyta; Magnoliopsida; Fabales; Fabaceae
Exons: 2
Coding region: 1-378 (125 amino acids)
Source: RefSeq, a predicted model, not a curated record
AUGGUUUAUGAUAAAACUUGUCACUUGUCGGUUGAAUUGGAACAUAGAGUGCUUUGGGCUCUCAAGUUUUUAAAUUUCGAUUCCAAUUUAGCCGGACAGAAACGGAAAGACCAGCUUCACAAAGUUGAAGAGUUGAGGAAUAACGCUUACCAUUCUGAUAAGCUUUACAAAGAAAAAGUGAAAGCUUAUCAUGAUGGCAAGUUAAAAUCAAAGUGGUUGGGAUCGUUUGUGAUAAAGGAGGUUCGGAGUUAUGGAGCUAUUGUGGUGGAAGAUCCAAAGACUAUGGCAAGCUGGACUAUGAAUGGGAAGAGGCUGAAAGUGUAUCAUGAUGGUGAGUUCAACCGCGAUGUGUGCGUCAUUUCGCUCAUUGAACCUUGA